AUGGACGACACUGGGGGCCCCACGCUCUGCUUCCCCGACCUCAACUCCUCCUGCAGACGUCUGCCUCGGCCCCGCUCUGACGCCGCUCCGCUCUACACCCUGCUGGCCUUUGUCUCUCUGCUCACUGUGACGCUCAACCUGCUGGUCAUCAUCUCCAUCUCACACUUCAGGCAGCUCCACACCCCGACCAACACCCUGCUCCUGUCUCUGGCUGUGUCCGACCUGGUGGUCGGGCUGCUGGUCAUGCCCAUCGAAGGCCUGCGCUACAUGGAGACCUGCUGGCUGCUGGGGAGGCUGAUGUGCGCUCUGACUCCAUAUGUUUCUUACUGUCUGCUCUCUGCCUCUUUGGGCAACAUGGUGCUUAUUUCCAUUGACCGUUAUCUGGCCAUCUGUGACCCACUGCUCUACUCUUCUAAAAUCACCCUAACAAAUGUUAUAAUCUUUAUCUGUCUCUGUUGGGCCUGUUCUCUUCUCUACAAUGGGCUGAUUCUGAUGGAACAUUUAAGGUGGCCAGACAGGUUCAGUUCCUGCCACGGGGAGUGUGUGGUGGUCAUCAGCCACAUCUCAGGAAUCGUUGACCUCUUCAUCACCUUUGUUGGGCCCUGUACUGUCAUGGUUGUUCUGUAUUUGAGGGUGUUUGUGGUUGUGAUUUCCCAGGUGCGUGUCAUACGUCUGCAGACAGUAACCACCGCUGUCACUGCAGCUCCGACUGCUAAGAAAUCAGAGAGGAAGGCAGCCAGGACUCUUGGGAUUGUGAUAGCUGUGUUUCUGAUGUGUUUCUGUCCGUAUUAUUAUCCCUCACUUGCAGGCGAGGACACUUCAAACAACUUGUCAUACUUUGCUGUCCUGUCUUGGAUCAUGUUAAUGAACUCCUGUAUGAAUCCUCUGAUUUACGCGCUCUUCUACCGUUGGUUUAGAAAAGCUCUCAAACUCAUCUUCACACUUGAAAUCCUGAAGCCUCACUCCCGGGAGGUCAAGAUCCUGUAG
Molecule: messenger RNA, 987 nt
Organism: Toxotes jaculatrix (banded archerfish)
Lineage: Eukaryota; Metazoa; Chordata; Actinopteri; Toxotidae
Product: trace amine-associated receptor 13c-like
Exons: 1
Coding region: 1-987 (328 amino acids)
Biological process (GO): G protein-coupled receptor signaling pathway
Cellular component (GO): membrane
Molecular function (GO): trace-amine receptor activity
Source: RefSeq, a predicted model, not a curated record